UCCAUUCAGGAAUGUGCGGGUCGGGAUUGUCGUGUUUGUGAUGAGGAGGGCAACUAUUGCUGAAGAAUUCCUGUAGUGUUAUGCCUCACUACACCACUUGAUUGCCUGAGCUGUCUUGACUAGCCCUUUGUCAACUCGUCCAGAAACCAUGGAGCUGAACCUGACUCGAGUGGACUACAUGCAAGUGGGCCUGACAUCUCCACGCUGUCUUAGAGUACUGCCAUCUGGGACUCCUAAAGCACAGCAGAAGGUGGUGAUUGGGGACCAUGAUGGAACAAUCCAGCUCUUCACUAUGAAACGUGGGGAAGUACAAUUUGGCUUCCAGACUCAGACUGGCAAGAACAUCACUCGUCUUGAGCUUGGUGGAGCACUUGGAACAGUGAAAGACAAAAUAUUUGUCUCUUCUGGCAAUGAGGUCCGAGGUUAUACAAAGAAAGGGAAGCAGUUCUUAGGAUUUGAUACAAAUUUAACAGAAGAAAUCAAAUCAAUGCACAUUAGUGGAAGUGACCUGUUGGUAUGUGGUGAUUAUGUCUACAACCAUUACCAUGACUGUCAAGAUUCAAACUACUAUUUGGCUGCAGACAAAAUAAAUGAUGUUAUUUCACUGCCUGCUGAGAAGAUGAAAAACUUGGUGCCUGUGUUGGCUUGUGAGGACCGCCUGCUAAGAGUGAUGAGGGACUCAGAUGUCCUGUAUUCAGUGGAGCUACCCUCUCCCUCCACUUGCCUCCAACUCUUCUACAAUGAUGGAGGAGAAAAUGGUGACCAACUCCUGUAUGGUACCUCAGAUGGGAAGAUUGGUCUUGUGCAGCUGGGCAGAGGCUCAGCAGUUCAUCGGUGGGUAAGUGAGAAUGGUGGCGGGUCAGGCAGUGUUGGCUCCUCUCGGCGUGGUGGUGUGACCAGCAUGGACCAUCACGACAUGACUGGGGAUGGCAUACGGGAUCUUAUUGUGGGUAGAGAUGAUGGUUCACUAGAAGUUUAUUCCUAUGAAGAUGGAGAUGAGGCAGAGCCAACCCUCAGAUUCUCCAUGGCUUGCAAUGAAAGUGUGACCUCAGUACAGGGUGCAGUUGUCGGAAGUGCUGGUUAUGAUGAAAUUGUUGCAUCAACAUACACAGGCUGGGUCUUUGGAGCCACAACAGAGCCUAUGGACCGCCACAUGACCUCAGAGUCAGGAGUGGUGCAGAUUUCCCAGGACUCAAAACUCAAGAUAGAGAAACUGAGGGGUGAGAUUGAUGACCUGCAGCAGAGAGUGUUGAGAGAACGUGACCAGUACCAGGCAGCCACUCAGAGUGCCUUCCCAGGCAUCUCAGCAGUUCCAUUCUUUUCCAUAAAUGAUAAGAUGACCUUGAAUCGUAGCGAUGCAUCAUAUCUGCUGAGCCUGGAGGUGCAGACAGCAAUAGACAAUGUGCUGCUGCAGAGUGAUGUUCCCAUUGACCUACUUGAUGUGGAGAAGAACUCAGCUGUUGUGAGCUACAGCACCUGCGACCCUGACAGUGGAAACUUCUUGCUGGCAACUUACCGAUGUCAAGCUAACACCACUCGCUUGGAGGUACGGAUCAGAACCAUUGAAGGACAAUAUGGCACACUACAGGCCUACAUCACUCCCAGACUGCAGCCCAAGUGUUGUCAGAUCACAGAGACAGUCCCGGCAUCCAUCGGUGAAAUCAGUGUGUGCCCAGGCCUUACAGACCAUACACUCUUCCCAUUCUUCACCUGGAAGGGAGUUGCUCCUGGCCUCUCCCUCACCCCCUCCACCAAUUGUCCAGCUGUGGUCAUGAGAAUAACAUUCUCCUGCAUUUUCAAUGGUUGGUCUGGCAGGAAACACAGAGAGUACAAUUUCAGUUGUGGUGGCGUGUUGGCCCCUAUCGUACGGGGCUCCUCAUAUGUGUUACUAGAAUUUGCCAUGGUUACAAUGAUCAUGAUUCAUUGUACCUGCCAACAGCUGCACUGUGUGUAUAGUGCAAAGGAAGCCAUCUUUAAAUCAGAUAACAUCUCAACCAUUUCAAUCCUCAAAGACGUCCUCACCAAGGAGGCAACACGAAAGAAAGUUCAGUUGGACAUCUCUUGUGAAGUGAGUGAGGAGAGUGUGGUGCACGCUCUCCAGCUCCUUCACCCACGGCUUGGUGCACAGCUUAUGUUGGCAAAGCAGGUAUCACUGAUAGAUGCUCUGAGGGAACUGAGUUCCCAUGAAUCAGACACAAGUUUUCUUUCCCCUGAGUACCAGUACAUCCUGGACAAUGCAGAUGACCUACAAGCACAGUACCGAAAACAGCCAUGUCAUCUAGAGCGUUUGUAUGGUAUGAUUACAGACUUGUACAUUGAUAAGUACAAAUUCAAAGGCAUUAAUGUCAAGAGCCGUGUUCCCCAACUCUUGGAAAUAUUGGACAACUAUGGUAAUCUUAACAUCCAGCACCUUACAAACUUCUUUCAAGCACAGUAGAAGGAAUAGCUUGUGUAUGGUUAAAUCUCUUCUGUUGUAUGAAACACUUUUUCAUGCAAGUGGUCUCAUGAGUUCAGUACCAUUCAUGAUUGGUAACUCAUUAAUUCUUGCUGAAUCCAAAUUAUUGUAAUUUUUUUUACCAUGCAUCCAUUUUUACAAGUUUUACAUGUAAGAUCGAUUUUGAUCAAGUAAAAGCAACAAAUCUCUUAAACACACAAAUAAAAGAAAUUCGGAUCUGAAUAAGUCAUAAACUGUUUUGAUAUAUAGAAUUGAAAGGCAUGUAAAAAGCUAGAAAAAGUAGGAGAUUUUUUACCUAAUAUGCCAAAAUGAACCAAUUUUUAGAGAUGUUAAAUAUGUCACACAAGUUCUGUGGUUCACCAGUUGCAUUUGCAGUGCAGAACUCAUGAGAUCUACUUGUCAAGUUGAAGUACACACAAGUCCGUCCAGGAUAGGUUUUUAUAAGAAAUUUACAAUAUAGAAGAAAUCUAUUAGUAUUAGCAGUAGGUGAGAUGGUGCUGUCACCUCUUACAAGGGAUGUAGUGAUAAAAGUAAGGCUUCAUAAAUGUGAUAAAUUUGUAAGAUGGUAUGUUGUGGAGACACUGUAAGAGUAUUAUAUAAUUCAGAUUUAAUCAGGUAAUGAAAAGAAUUAAGCAUUGCAUACAUUGAAUGUAGUUAAGACAGCAAUUAGCCAUCCAUGGGAAAAAUGUAGUCUGACCUCACGAUUGGAGUGUCCUUCAACAAUGUUGGCGAACUGAUUUUAUCCUCCAAUUUGAACAAACUCCUCUUCAAGCAACACCACUUGGUCACUAUAAUAAUCCCUCUUGCAUUCCUCCUCUUCCUCUAUUUACACCAUUGUUGCCCUCUCUCUCUCUCUCUCUCUCUCUCUCUCUCUCUCUCUCUCUCUCUCUCUCUCUCUCUCUCUCUCUCUCUCUCUCUCUCUCUCUCUCACAUUAUAUGGUACUUUGUGUUUUGUUUUGUAUUUUUCUACAAUUACAUUAUUUUUAUUCAAUUCUAUGUAGGGCACAGUAUAAGAAAAUAAACAAAUAAAAAAAAAUGAGGCCAAGGAUUUUAGGAGCUGGAGCAGAUUAAUUCUUUUAACAUUGAUUUGAAUAGGAUAAAUUGUCUCCUAAUUCAAACAGCCUAAAAGUAUCAUAUAUUUCAGUGCUUUCAAAAUUUUGUAUAGACUUUUAAAACUUUCAUGGGGAUAAAUAGAUACCUUGUCAAAAUUUAGAUGAUCUAGAUACAUAGAAUACAACAGUACUACAUGGUAUGACAACAUAAAUCAAUAACAUGAUGAUGCUUGGACGUAGCUAUUUUUAUGGGGAUUUUAGCAUUACUUUCAAGUGACUGACAUGGCUGAGUAAUCACACACCAAAAUAAACAUCUCAUAGGACUACUCUGGUGUAAUAGGAGAGAAAUCCAGAUGUUCCAGUUUUUAGCUGUUGUAAUCCAUUCUUCAUGGUGUGAUGGCAUGGACACUAAAACAGGAACCAAGCUGGAUAUCCAACAAAAUUGUGUUGGUUAGACACAGCAAUGCUUUCGGUAGGACACUCAAGUUGCCCAUUUUGUAUUCAAAAUUAUUGUUUCCAUAUACUAGUAAUCUGAUCUGUGUAACUUGGAUUUGUAUGUGGCACAGACUACAAGUUAUGUGAAUAACUGGGAUUUGUGACCACCCUGCUUAACUCCUUAACAAAUAUUUACUUGCUCAUAUAGCUUUACUUUCUACACAUGCAGGGUAGCUCACAAGAAUGUAAGGACUUGUGAAAUUCUGUUUACACUAGAACUUUGUCUUCAUGCCUUAAGAAAAUAGUAAUAAAAAAAUAGGGUUUUUUUCUUUAUUUACGAAAUUUGCACAAUUUGUAGCCUUAAAAUUAAAUACUAUGAAGAACAGCUCUCAGUACCCUUACCAACUCAUCUGCAUACACAUACAUAAACUUUUUCUGGCAAGAAAUAUAAAUUUCUUUCACUACCAAACAGAAGUUAAUUAAUUAAACCUCCAUUUACACAUUUGAAACAGGAAUAUUACUCAGUUGUGUGCAAUCAUAGGAGUUACUCAGUGUUCAAACAUAAAUCUGGAGGUGAGUAUAUCUGCUGCAUGAUUAAUGUGUAAACAAUUGUUAAUGCCUACAGAAAUAUAUUAUAAUAAUGAAAGACAGAGAGAGAGAGAGAGAGAGAGUGGGGCGUGGUUGCUGAGGAUGGAAGGAUGAGAGUUGAGGUACGACCUGAAAGGUAUUUACUGUGUGGUCAGGUACCCAAUAACAGCUUCCACAAAACAGACAUGGCAGGUUUCAGCUGCCGGGAGAUAUAGUUCAAAUCAAGGUUUUAGUAGAUGACUGUACAUAAAAGUAGUUACAAAGCAAAGCAUUUCUGCCUACUUGGUGUUGCUUGCUGUAACUUAUCUUCCCAUUGUGUAUUUCUAGAUGAAUUUCUUCAAACACAUGAUUUUGCAUUAUACUUCAUUCAACAUAAAUAUCUGCACAGAAAAAAAAAAAAAAAAAAAAAAAAAAAAAAAGACAA
Molecule: messenger RNA, 4954 nt
Organism: Portunus trituberculatus (swimming crab)
Lineage: Eukaryota; Metazoa; Arthropoda; Malacostraca; Decapoda; Portunidae
Product: Bardet-Biedl syndrome 7 protein homolog
Exons: 20
Coding region: 149-2437 (762 amino acids)
Biological process (GO): intracellular protein localization; intracellular transport; cilium assembly
Cellular component (GO): axoneme; membrane; BBSome
Molecular function (GO): protein binding
Source: RefSeq, a predicted model, not a curated record